AUGGAGGGAUCCCAAUCGGUGGCUGCGCGUCCGGGGGAAGAGGCAUCUUGCUCCUCCUGGAGGACCAGCCGUGCAAAUACAAAGUUAUCCAUCAUGCCAACAGAAUCUGUGGAGAUUGAUGAUGCAUUAUACAGUCGACAGAGGUAUGUCCUUGGAGACACAGCAAUGCAGAAGAUGGCCAAGUCCCAUGUUUUCUUAAGUGGUAUGGGCGGUCUUGGUUUGGAAAUUGCAAAGAAUCUUGUCCUUGCAGGGAUUAAGGCACUUACAAUUCAUGAUACAGAAAAAUGCCAAGCAUGGGAUCUAGGAACCAACUUCUUUCUCUGUGAAGAUGAUGUUGUUAAUAUAAGAAACAGGGCCGAAGCUGUACUUCAACAUAUUGCAGAAUUAAAUCCGUAUGUUCAUGUCACAUCAUCUUCUAUUCCUUUAAAUAAAACCACAGAUCUCUCCUUCUUAAAUAAAUACCAGUGUGUAGUUUUGACGGAGAUGAAACUUUCCUUGCAGAAGAAGAUCAAUAUCUUCUGCCGUUCUCAGUGCCCUCCAAUUAAGUUCAUCAGUGCAGAUGUACAUGGCAUUUGGUCACGGUUGUUUUGCGAUUUUGGUGAUGAAUUUGAAGUUUUAGAUACAACAGGAGAAGAACCAAAAGAAAUUUUCAUUUCAAAUAUAACGCAAGCUAAUCCUGGCAUUGUCACUUGCCUUGAAAAUCAUCCUCACAAACUUGAAACAGGACAGUUCGUAACAUUUCGAGAAAUUAAUGGAAUGACAGGCUUAAAUGGAUCCACACAACAAAUAACUGUGGUAUCACCAUUUUCUUUUAGCAUUGGUGAUACUACAGAACUGGAACCUUAUUUACAUGGAGGCAUAGCUAUUCAAGUUAAGACUACUAAAACAUUCUCCUUUGAAUCAUUAGAGGUACAACUAAAACAUCCAAAGUACCUUAUUGCGGAUUUUAGCAAACCUGAGGCACCUUUAGAGAUUCACUCUGCCAUGCUUGCCUUGGACCAGUUUCAGGAGACCUAUAGUCGCAAGCCAAAUAUUGGAUGCCAACAAGAUUCAGAAGAGUUGUUGAAACUAACAACAUCUAUAAGUGAAACCUUGGAAGAGAAGCCUGAAGUAAAUUAUGACAUCGUGCAUUGGCUUUCUUGGACUGCCCAAGGCUUUUUACCCCCACUUGCUGCAGCAGUAGGAGGUGUUGCUAGCCAAGAAGUACUGAAAGCUGUAACAGGAAAGUUUUCUCCUCUGUGCCAGUGGUUAUACAUUGAAGCAGCAGAUCUUGUCGAAUCCCUCAGCAAACCUGAACGAGAAGAAUUUCUCCCACGAGGAGAUAGAUAUGAUGCCUUACGAGCCUGCAUUGGAGACACUUUAUGUCAGAAGCUACAAAAUUUGAAUAUCUUUUUAGUAGGAUGUGGAGCCAUAGGCUGUGAAAUGUUAAAAAAUUUUGCUUUGCUUGGUGUUGGCACAGGCAAAGAGAAGGGAAUGAUUACAGUAACAGAUCCUGACUUGAUAGAAAAAUCCAACUUGAAUAGACAGUUCCUAUUUCGUCCUCAUCACAUACAGAAGCCUAAAAGCUAUACUGCUGCUGAUGCUACCCUGAAAAUAAAUCCUCAGUUAAAGAUAGAUGCACAUUUGAACAAAGUAUGUUCAGCCACUGAGGCGAUUUACAAUGAUGAGUUCUAUACUAAGCAGGAUAUAAUUAUUACAGCAUUAGAUAAUGUGGAAGCCAGGAGAUAUGUAGACAGCCGAUGCUUAGCGAAUCUACGGCCCCUCUUAGAUUCUGGGACGAUGGGCACCAAGGGGCACACCGAAGUCAUUGUACCUCAUUUAACCGAAUCCUACAAUAGUCAUCGGGAUCCCCCAGAAGAGGAGAUACCAUUUUGUACCCUAAAAUCCUUUCCAGCUGCUAUUGAACACACUAUACAAUGGGCAAGAGAUAAGUUUGAAAGUUCCUUUUCCUACAAGCCUUCAUUGUUUAACAAAUUUUGGCAAACUUAUCCAUCUGCAGAAGAAGUCUUACAGAAGAUACAAACUGGACACAGUUUGGAAGGCUGUUUUCAAGUGAUUAAGUUACUUAGCAGAAGACCUAGAAAUUGGCCCCAGUGUGUAGAAUUAGCAAGAUUAAAGUUUGAAAAAUAUUUUAACCAUAAGGCUCUUCAGCUGCUUCACUGUUUCCCUCUGGACACACAAUUAAAAGAUGGCAGUUUGUUUUGGCAGUCACCAAAGAGACCCCCCUCUCCAUUAAAAUUUGAUCUAAAUGAACCUUUGCACUUCAGUUUUCUUCUAAAUGCUGCAAAAUUAUAUGCUACAAUCUAUUGCAUUCCAUUUACAGAAGAGGACUUAUCAGCAGAUACCCUGUUGAGUAUUCUUUCCGAAGUAAAGAUUCAGGAAUUCAAACCCUCCGACAAGGUUGUUCAAACAGAUGAAACUGCGAGGAAACCAGACCAUGUUCCUGUGAGCAGUGAAGAUGAGAGGAAUGCUGUUUUCCAACUAGAAAAGGCUAUUUCAUCUAAUGAAGCUACCACAAGUGACCUUCAGAUGGCAGUGCUUUCAUUUGAAAAAGAUGAUGAUCAUAAUGGACACGUAGAUUUCAUCACAGCUGCAUCAAAUCUUCGUGCCAAAAUGUAUAGUAUUGAACCCGCUGACCGUUUGAAAACAAAGCGCAUAGCAGGUAGAAUUAUACCUGCUAUAGCAACAUCUACUGCUGCAGUUUCUGGCUUGGUUGCAUUGGAGAUGAUCAAAGUAGCUGGCGACUAUCCAUUUGAAGCUUACAAAAAUUGUUUUCUUAACUUAGCCAUUCCAAUCAUAGUGUUUACAGAGACAUCUGAAGUAAGAAAAACUGAGAUCAGAAAUGGAAUAUCAUUUACAAUUUGGGACAGAUGGACUAUACAUGGAAAAGAAGAUUUCACCCUCUUGGAUUUCAUAAAUGCAGUUAAAGAGAAGUAUGGAAUUGAGCCAACAAUGGUGGUACAGGGAGUCAAAAUGCUCUAUGUUCCUAUAAUGCCUGGUCAUGCAAAAAGAUUGAAGUUAACAAUGCAUAAACUUGUGAAACCUUCUGCUGAAAAGAAAUAUGUGGAUCUUACUGUGUCCUUUGCUCCAGAUGCUGAUGGAGAUGAAGAUUUACCUGGACCUCCAGUAAGAUACUACUUUAGCCAUGACACUGAUGAACAGAAGUUGUCUUAA
Messenger RNA from Rangifer tarandus platyrhynchus (Svalbard reindeer), 3174 nucleotides. NCBI's taxonomy places the organism in Eukaryota, Metazoa, Chordata, Mammalia, Artiodactyla, Cervidae. The record is from the annotation of a GenBank genome assembly.